CGUCACGGUUUCACAGUGGGAUUUCUGCGAAAGAGGUGACGUACGCAGGCUGGGAAGGAGCGCGCGCUGGACCGCGCCUCUUCAGCUCUCGCGCUGUGAGCAUCACACAGAUCAGACCGCGAUGGAACCGGAGACAAGAGAGGAACCGGAGGCGCGGGACGACCUGGAGGCUGAAGAUGAGCAAGGCUGCACGGUGUAUGGUCUCUACGACCAGGAUUUAACGCACAAGACAAUCCUGGUGGGAGACAGUGGUGUGGGGAAAACAUCCCUGCUGGUGCAGUUUGAUCAGGGAAAGUUCAUCCCAGGCUCUUUCUCUGCAACUGUGGGCAUCGGCUUUACGAAUAAAGUCGUCACUGUCGGAGAGGUGAAAGUUAAAUUACAGAUUUGGGACACAGCAGGACAGGAGAGAUUUCGCAGCGUCACUCAUGCUUACUACAGAGAUGCCCACGCUCUCCUCCUGCUGUAUGACAUCACCAACAAGUCAUCAUUUGACAACAUCAGGGCAUGGCUUACAGAGAUCCAUGAGUAUGCACAGAGUGAUGCAGUCAUCAUGCUGCUAGGCAACAAGGCUGAUAUGAACAGUGGGAGAGUCAUCAAACGGGAGGAUGGAGAGAGACUGGCCAGGGAAUAUGGUGUCGUAUUUAUGGAGACGAGUGCUAAAACUGGUGUCAACGUAGAUUUGGCCUUCAUGACUGCAGCAAAGGAGUUGAUUGGCCGGUGUCUUGAGCUGCCUAAAGAGCCGAAGUUCCAAAUCAAUGAUAUCAUCGAGCAGAAUCCACAGAAAUCAGGCUGCUGUGGCUUCACAUAGGACCUUACGAGACACAGCAACAGAUGAGAGAAGAUAUAGGAAUGAGAAGCAUUGAGAAAGAAUAAGGAGAAUGAUCAGAGAUGUUUCAGGCCAAAUGCAGUCCUUAAAACUUAAGUGAAGCCCAUGACGUAAAUCAUAAAUGAAGGAAUGUGAUUGUCCUGAGCAGAUCUAAACCACUCCAGUCCUAGAGAGCAGGUUCAGUUUGGUCAUUUUUUCCUCGCUGGAACACUACUAUGCAGUAGUUUGCUAUGCUUCCCCAGAACAUUGUAGUCCAUUGAGGGACUUUAACCCAAGAAGUAUAGCUCAGGAUCUUUUUUUUUCUUCAGGAAUUGUAUCCCAGGAGAUUUAGCCCAGAAACUUCCAAAAACCUUUAGUCUAAGAGCUUUAACCAAGGACAUUUAGACCAAAGAGUUCAUAUCAGGAACUUAAUCCUAGGAAAUGUAUAUAAUAGGAACUUUAACUUAAUAACUUUACCCCAGAAAAUUUAUCACAGGACAUUCAGCUCAUAAAGUUUUAUCCUAGAAACUUUAGAUCAGAAACUUUCAGCAUAGGAACUUUAGACCAGAAACUUUUAUCCUAGGAACUUUAGAUCAGAAACUUUUAGCCUAGGAACUAUAGAUCAGAAACUUUAGCCCACAAACAUUAGUCCAGAAAAUCUGGCCCUCACAUGGUGUAAUAAACAGUUCCUGAAACAUUUCCAUUACAGUGCAUCUGUUGCUAAUAUUAAAACCACAAUCACAGAAGCAAUGUGUGAUAUUUAGGAAAUGAUACUGAAAACUUUAAUACAGACUUCAAAUCUAUCACCUCAAAUCUAGCACUGCUAAUCAGGAUUUAGAGAAAGCAUUGUGUAAGCUGAUUUUGAUUCUACAAAGUUUUCGGGAAACUAGGCUUAAAUUUUAUGGCCCUCCAGGACUGGACACCAAAGCUUUGUGGACAGAACUCUGUAAGCUAAUAGGAGUUUUAGUUAUUCAAAUGAAAAUGAAUGAAAUGAAAAUGAAAACACUCCCUGUUUAUGCAAGCCCUGUUAACUGUGCCGCUGCACAUCCUGUGUGAAACCACCAGAGGGAGCAACAGUACAAGCAGUUUGAGAAAGUGUAUUGAAUGGAAGCCAUAGACAGUCAGGUACAAGCUGAGUCCAUUACCAACAGCUGUUUAUAUUUCAUCAUGAAUGAGAAACUAAAACCAGUGUGUUAUAUUGGGAGAAUCUUGUUUUAGAAUUGUUUUUUUUUAUUAUUUAUUGUUCUUUCUGAGUGAGAUCAUUAGGGACGGUAAAGUAUGUAAGACAUGGAGGACCGUACUAAUUGACUUAAUAUCAGGUGUUACUUUGUAAAGAAUUAUUUUAAACUAUUAAAAUAGCUUAUGUAGAGUAAUAAAUUAUUUAGUAUUGUAAGGCCCUCAAAUCUACUAAAUAUGGGCUCAAAACAUCUCUAGCGGCUUAGGGGUUAGCACUGUUGCCUCACACCUCCGGGGUUGGCAGUUCGAAUCCCGCCUCCGCCCUGUGUGUGUUCAGUUAGCAUGUUUCCUCUGUUUACUCUUGUUUUCUCCCCAGACCAAAGACAUGCAUUGUAGGCUGAUUGGCAUUUCCAAAUUGUCUGUAAUGUGUGAUGGGUUUGUAAAUGUGUGUGAUUGUGCCCUGCAAUGGGUUGGCACCCCAUCCAGUGUGUCCCGCCACCUUGUGCCCCGAGUUCCCUGGGAUAGGCCCCAGAUCCCCUGCGAACUUGUGUAGGAUAAGCGGUAUGGAAGAUGGAUGGAUGAAAGCUGGAACUGUCCCAAUGGCCUUUGGCCUGUUGUUCCCAAUGAUGAAGGCAUGGCCUCUUUUCCUGUCAGUAUCAAUUUAGAACGCUUGGUCACUUUGCUUGUCAGUGUAGGUGAAGGAGACGUGGUCUCCUACCUGAAAUUAUUUCAUAUUUAAUAUUAGUUUUUCAUUGUUUUGAUGCCUUUUAUUCAUGCACGUUGGUAGUGGACUCAGACUUUUGGAACUUACUGUUUAAGCUAGAUCGAUUUUAGAGAAGACUAACAUGUGGAGCAUAUCUCUGACUUCAUUUCUUCAAGUAUUAUUACUGAAGUAACUAUACUAACACGACUAUAAUGUCUGUCUUAUAUCAGGUUUUAAACCCUAAAUUAAAAAAAAAUAAUAAUAAUUGUUAUUCAGGGACACAUUUAUAGGGCAGAAGGAUAACCAGUCACAGUGUGCCAAUUUUGUUUCAUUAUUAUUUUUUCCUUAAUCUAAAAGAACACUGCACUAUUUAUCCUUAUAUGCUGCAGAACAGGUUACAGUAUGACGUUUUGAGUAUGUUUCUGAACUCUGAAGUGAAUGAAUUUUGUGUCUCAGGGUCUUUUAAGUUAAUUGUUGCUCAAAUGCAUGUUUGAUCUGCAUGAUGCGAGAGCACACAAAGGUUGUUGUUUUUUUUUUUCUUUCCCCGAAGUGUUUGAAUUAAAAGCUUGAUUUUAAAAACUGUGACACUCAGAUUUGAAAAAAAGCUGUAAGUACAUGUUUUAUGUCUGAAUUUAAAAUAUGGUUUGAACCUUUAUUUGUUUACUUGCCUUUAUUUAUGUACCAUCCUUUUAUUCUUGCUUGAUUUUUUGUUUCACUUCCUGUAAACCAAAACUAUCGACCAGUGACAUACAACUAUAGUUUCAGCUCUGAAGUGCAUCUUCAAACCUCAGACCCACACAAGGCUUAAUAAUUAGCUGAUUUCGGUGAAUCAGCUGGGUGUGGUGGGAAAAAUCCACAAACAUUGGACCUAGGACCACUGGCUAAUGCUUUAAUCUAUCACCAAUACUCAUCCAUUAGUCAUUAUCAUUAUCACUUUAUUAACACGAUCUGAUUGACUAUGUUUGGAUCAAGUGGAAUAUUGUGUACGUGUCAUUUUAGGAUAAACUCAUUUUAACUUAAUAAAGUUCAUAACCACUG
This is a messenger RNA of Ictalurus punctatus (channel catfish), 3722 nucleotides long. Its product is annotated as ras-related protein Rab-37. The record is from RefSeq and is a predicted model, not a curated record. The transcript has 9 exons. Gene Ontology annotation, cellular component: Golgi apparatus; endosome. Lineage: Eukaryota; Metazoa; Chordata; Actinopteri; Siluriformes; Ictaluridae. The coding region runs from base 122 to 808 and encodes 228 amino acids. Gene Ontology annotation, molecular function: GTPase activity; GTP binding.